Molecule: messenger RNA, 1265 nt
Organism: Vigna unguiculata (cowpea)
Lineage: Eukaryota; Viridiplantae; Streptophyta; Magnoliopsida; Fabales; Fabaceae
Product: WAT1-related protein At5g40210-like
Cellular component (GO): membrane
Molecular function (GO): transmembrane transporter activity
Source: RefSeq, a predicted model, not a curated record
AGAGUAUAUGAGAAGUGAAGAAGGAUUGAGAGAGAGAGAGAGAAUGGUGGGUGUAGGAUUAGGUGUGACAGCAGCAAUGAUUGGAACUCAGUUCUUGGAAGUGGGUCUCAACACUCUAAUCAAACAAGCAAACACCAACGGAAUGAGUAAUUUUGUCUUCAUUGUGUAUUCUAACUUCUUCGCUCUCUUCGUCCUCGCCCCAACAACCUUCUUCUACCACAGGAAGAGAGCUCCUCCUACAAUCCCAAGAUCAAUUCUCUGUAAAAUGUUUGCCAUUAGCUGCCUCAGCACUGUAGUGCAGACGUUGAUGUACACCGGAAUCUCAUACAGCUCUCCCACACUAUGUUCUGCUAUGGUUGACCUUGUUCCUGCUUUUACCUUCAUCUUUGCCCUUUUUUCAAGGAUGGAAAAUCUGAAUCUAAAACAGCAUAGCUGCCAGGCAAAAGUUAUGGGCACAGUGGUCUCCAUUGCAGGGGCAUUCAUAGUGACUCUAUAUAAAGGAACGCCAUUGAAUUUCAGUUUGUUGAGAAAUGGAACUUACCUUUCAACGCAAUCAGAUUGGAUCAUUGGUGGUUUUCUUCUUGCAAUUUCUAGUCUCUGCAUUUCAGUUUUGCUUAUUGUUCAGGUAAUUAAACAAUCCAUUCUGAACAUCAACACACCAGUUUUUUCAUAUUUUAAUGUUUUUCCAACACUGCAGACUUCGGCUGUGAAGGAAUAUCCUGAAGAGUUAGUGAUAACAACCACUUGUUGCAGCAUGGUGGUCAUCUUAUCUGCCAUAGUUGCUCUGUUUGCAGAGGGAAAUCCAAAAGCUUGGAUAUUCACAUCUCACAAAGAGUUCAUAGCUGUAUUUUAUUCGGCAAUAUUUGUGGUAUCAAUGAGGAGUGUUGUGUGCACAUGGGGAUGUCGAAAGAAGGGACCAGUUUACGUAGCAAUGUUUAACCCUUUGGGAAUGGUGAUUGCACUUGGCAUGGGGGUAAUAUUUCUGGGAGAGAGUCUUUAUCUUGGAAGUGUGAUUGGAGCUGCUACGAUAGGUAUUGGAUUUUAUUUGGUGAUGUGGGCACAUGCUGAAGACAGUAAUGUGGCAGAGGAGAAUACUGUGACUUCCUCUGCAGCUCCUCUAUUGUCUACCAAAAGCAUCGAUGUAUAGAUAGAUAUUCUUUAUAGGUCUUGAUUGAACUGUUAAGAGAAUAACAUUUAAGUCUGAUUUAGUUAUUUAUUGUAAAUAUUUUUUGAAAGUUUGAAUAUGUAUAAAAAUUUUUUAGAUC